AUCGACGCGCGGGGAUGCGCGAGCGUGCCGCGGACGGCGCAGACAGUAAACAGAGAGCACGCUGACGCUCGUCAAAGGUAGUGCCCCGGGAUGCCAACGCAGCUCAUGUUGGCGCUGCUCGCAGCCACAGCAGCGAGCACCCUCGCCCGGCCUCCAGAGCCCACGCCGUCUCGAGUGGUGUCGCUGGAGCCCGCGCCGCGGGGCCCGCUCCGCCAGCGCGUGCCCAUUCCCGAGUCGCGAGAGUACCUGUUACCGAGGUUCCUGCUGCCACACUUUCUAGGCUACGAUGACAGCCCCCGGAUGCCACCGCCGCCGCAGCGAACUUUACCCGACCACGAUUGGCUGAACAAGGAAAUUGAUCGCAUCAAUCAGAUGUCAGGUGAAAGUGAAUCCAUCCUGAGGCCAUACGAUGAGGAGUUGGCCCACUGGAUUGCCCGCGACCCUUAUGUGCAGCGUAUGUUCGAAGAUCCCGUGAAAACGGCUCCUAGCCACAAAUUUGUUCUAGAGUCUAUGAACGAAGCAGAUGAAACCAGAGAGAGACCACGUCUAAUGCUGGCUCCCUCUAUUCAUGAAAUAAAAGGCCUAAGCAAACGCCCCGAGAAACCGGCCAGUGAUGAUAGGAAAUCAUUUGCGUUCACCCCUCUCGAUAAAGGCUAUUUUGAACCAGACCUGAUGGCGAAAACACAACAAGAAGUUAUAGUGGAUACACCCAGUAUCGAGGAACCUUUGGCAGCUAUGGUUAAGGAGCCACCUCGGCAAACUCGGCAAAAUCCCAAUCUCAGUCGUACCAAAACUCUUGUCACCGAAAACAUAGACAAACUGAGAAGCGGACUGGCUAAUAAGGACUACCGAUUACCUGUCUCCUUACUGCCAACCAACCUGGGCUGGUUGAAAAUAAAUUCUGUUGAGGAUGAGGAGAGCAACGGCCACGAAGACGGUUUGAUGGCAGAGAAGGGUAGAGAGCACAUUCACGUUCUGGAGGCCUCCAGCAACGACCCCAUAGACCCACUGUUGUUUGCUGCCGUAGGCGGGGCUAUUGCGGCAGCUGUUAGCCUUACCAUCUUCGGAUUCACCUUCGCGUGGUAUACGUUGGCCAAAAAAGCGAAGGCUGCAGCUGACGUGGACUACCCGGCUUACGGAGUGACGGGACCUACGGUAGACUCUACAGGCGACAGGAAACUUGCACACUCGGCGCACAUGUACCAUUAUCAGCACCAGAAGCAGCAAAUCAUUGCGAUGGAAAAUAGGAUAGACCUGGAGCAGCGCCUGGGCUCGGUGUCGGAGCCCGAGUCGGAGGAGGAGAACGAGGAAGGUGACUACACCGUGUACGAAUGCCCCGGUUUCGCCACGACUGGUGACAUGGAGGUGAAGAACCCGUUGUUCUCAGACGACCCCACCCCGGCCACUCCGGGCAAGUGCGAAGUGGUGAAACCCCAACCCAAGGACUAACUGCAUACCAAAAAUUCUUCCUUCUACGGCUUUGUCUUCUUCCUUAAUAACAAUAA
This is a messenger RNA of Cydia amplana, 1505 nucleotides long. Its product is annotated as protein cab-1. Gene Ontology annotation, cellular component: membrane. Bases 91 to 1449 code for a protein of 452 amino acids. The transcript has 9 exons. The record is from RefSeq and is a predicted model, not a curated record. NCBI's taxonomy places the organism in Eukaryota, Metazoa, Arthropoda, Insecta, Lepidoptera, Tortricidae.